UCCGGCGCAAGGUACGGUCGUCGCGGUUUGUCGGCCUGAUGGCGGCUCCGCUGCUUCACACGCGGUUACCGGGAGAUGCGGCCGCCUCGGCCGCCGCGGUCAAGACGCUGGGCACAUCCAGGACCGGGCUUUCAGACAUGCUUGCAUUAGAGAAUGAUUUCUUCAAUUCUCCCCCAAGAAAAACUGUUCGGUUUGGUGGAACUGUGACAGAAGUGUUGCUGAAGUACAAAAAGGGUGAAACAAAUGACUUUGAGUUGUUGAAGAACCAGCUGUCAGAUCCAGACAUAAAGGAUGACCAGAUCAUUAAUUGGCUGCUAGAAUUCCGUUCCUCCAUCAUGUACUUGACGAAAGACUUUGAGCAGCUUAUUAAUAUUCUUUUGAGAUUGCAGUGGUUGAACAGAAGUCAGACAGUGGUGGAGGAGUAUUUAGCUUUCCUUGGUAAUCUUGUAUCAGCACAGACUGUCUUCCUUAGACCAUGUCUCAGCAUGAUUGCUUCCCAUUUUGUACCUCCCCGAGUGAUCAUUAAGGAAGGUGACAUAGAUGUUUCAGAUUCUGAUGAUGAAGAUGACAAUCUUCCUGCAAAUUUUGACACAUGUCACAGAGCCUUACAAAUAAUAGCAAGAUAUGUCCCAUCGACACCAUGGUUUCUUAUGCCGAUACUGGUGGAAAAAUUUCCAUUUGUACGAAAAUCAGAGAGAACAUUGGAAUGUUACGUUCAUAACUUACUAAGGAUUAGUGUGUAUUUUCCAACCUUGAGGCAUGAAAUUCUGGAGCUUGUUAUUGAAAAGCUACUCAAGUUGGAUGUGAAUGCGUCCCGGCAGGAUAUUGAAGAUGCUGAGGAAGCAGCAGCUCAAGCUGGUGGAGCAGAUGCUGCGGAAGGACUGUUUAACAUGGAUGAAGAUGAAGAGAAUGAACACGAAACAAAGGCUGAUCCUGAAAGGCACGAUCAGAUGGUCCAUCCCGUCGCUGAGCGCCUGGACAUCCUGCUCUCUUUACUCUUGUCCUACAUUAAGGAUGUCUGCUACGUAGAUGGUAAGAUUGAUAACAACAAAACAAAGGAUUUAUAUCGAGAUCUCAUAACCAUCUUUGACAAACUCCUGUUGCCCACCCACGCCUCUUGCCAUGUGCAGUUUUUCAUGUUUUACCUCUGUAGCUUUAAAUUGGGGUUCGCAGAAGCAUUUUUGGAACAUCUCUGGAAAAAACUGCAGGAUCCAAAUAAUCCUGCUAUCAUCAGGCAAGCUGCUGCAAAUUAUAUUGGAAGCUUUUUGGCAAGAGCUAAAUUUAUUCCUCUUAUUACUGUAAAAUCAUGCCUAGAUCUUUUGGUUAACUGGCUGCACGUAUACCUUAAUAACCAGGAUUCGGGAACAAAGGCAUUUUGUGAUGUUGCUCUCCACGGACCGUUUUAUUCAGCCUGCCAAGCUGUGUUCUACACUUUUGUUUUUAGACACAAGCAGGUUUUAAGUGGAAACCUGAAGGAAGGUCUGAGUUACCUUCAAAGUCUAAAUUUCGAACGGAUAGUGAUGAGUCAGCUAAAUCCUCUGAAGAUUUGCCUGCCCUCGGUAGUUAACUUUUUUGCCGCAAUCACAAGCAAAUACCAGCUCGUCUUCUGCUACACCCUCAUUGAGAGGAAUAACCGCCAGAUGUUGCCUGUCAUCAGAAACACUGCUGGUGGGGACUCAGUGCAAACCUGCACAAACCCACUGGACACCUUCUUUCCCUUCGACCCUUGUGUACUGAAGAGAUCAAAGAAAUUCAUUGAUCCUGUGUAUCAGGUAUGGGAAGACAUGAGUGCAGAAGAGCUUCAGGAGUUUAAGAAACCCAUUAAAAAGGAGGUGGUGGAAGAUGAAGAAGAUGAUUUUUUGAAAGGUGAAGUUGGGAUUACACCCAGCUCCUUUGAUACGCAUUUCCAAAGUCCUUCGAGUAGUGUGGGCUCCCCACCUGUGCUGUACCUGCCAGACCAGUCCCCUCUGGUCACAAGGAUCUGUGAUUGAGACAGACAUUCCUCCACCGUGCCCUUCAGUACUAGGGUUCAUACUGUUUGAGCAUCACAUUGAACUAGAGCGAAUUCAUGCUUCAGGCAUCUUCCUUUCAAGCGAGACUUACUCUAGUGUCUCAACAGACUUUUUUUUUCUUUUUCUGUUUUGUUCCUGUACAGGCAAAAGGAAAAGAGAAUAUCAUGUGCAAUAUUUUACAGUGGAGUUGAUGAUAAAUGUUGGAGGCUUGGCUUCUUUCUUUAUACAUUUUUUGGUUACAGCUUCUUGACAUAAUUGUCGUGAAAUUUCUAAUGUUGGCAACAGCCUGUUUUAACAGAAUGCAUUUUUAACAAGAUUUUUGUCAGAGCCACAGUGACAAGACUUUGUUGAUUUGAUAUCUUUUCACUGGAAAAUCCUCUAGGACAUUAUUUAAAGCCUUCAGAACGAGUUUAACUAUUCUGGGUACGUUGUUUACCCCUUGCUGUAACUAUGUAUAUGGUAGGGUUUCAGUGGGGUGCAGAGAAGAUAGGAGGAAAGUGUAGGGAAGCGGCCAGAGCUGGUCCUGGAUGCUGCAAGUUGGAGCUGGCACUGAAGGAGACGUCCAGGGGCUACAGAAACCAAUAAAAGCCUGAGGGGGAAGAGAAAGAGGAUUUAGGGAAACAGAAUCAGACAAAUCAUACACUUGUGAGUGUAAAAAUGAAUUUCAAAGGAACAAGGAGUUCCAGGGAAAUGGAACUCAUGUUGAAAGUGGGGUUGGACUUUUAUAAAACUCAGCUGAUAGCAUUUGAUCCUGAGGCCCCCAAGACUGCUGUUAGAACCGGAACUACUUGUUUGUACUGGAAUGAUGUAUUAAUUUUUUAAAAAUCAGAAUCAGUUGGUCAUUUUGAGAAUUUCUUUGUCCAAAAAUGGGGGGGAGAGAGGAUUUUAGGUUAUUUGGUGGAAUGGUUUUGCUAAGAACAAUAGGCCAAGGUUCCAGCUACAGUCUCUGCGUACUGCCUGUUUGUACCAUGAAUUCUAGCUGAGUGAAAUCCUCCCCUGGCGAGGCUCUUUUUGUAUUUUUAUAACUGAACACUGAGAGAGAGGAGUCUAAACAAACAACCUCGCUUUGUAACAAAUUUGUGUAAGUGCUGCUAGAGCCAUUUUGAAGCUCAUGCAUAUUUUAGCUUCAUUCCUUAUUUGUGUACUUUUUUUGUUACUUGUGAAAAUGGACAUCUUUAAACAUAUUUAUUUUUCUGCCACUUUUCCUAUUCUUUAUUUAAAGGCAAGCGGUAUUUUCUCGAUCACAAAUAUUUUGUAAUGAAAUGCUUUCUCUUUCCUAGGACUUUGUAUGCUCUUGUAUAAUUAUAUUGAUGGCAAUGUGGAGUUUGAACUUCAGUUUGUAAAUACGUUUUUGGAGAACAGAAAUGUUUAUUGUUUUAAAAAGUUUUGGAUAUUGGCGAUUUUCUUUUGGUGAUUUAGUGGAAAGUCAUUUGAGAACCUUUAGGUUUCUAUUUUUUUUAACUGCUGACAAAAAGAUGGAAUUUUGGGGUAGUGGAUAAAACAAAUAAUUGAGAAUGUGCCGAUAGAUAUUUACGGUAAGUGGGGUCUUUGUGGGUUGGGAAGUAGUUUUAAUGUAGAAGGAUAUAUUUACAAAUGAGCUUGUUUAAUUUCAAAUGAAUUUGAGAAAAAAAUCCAUUGUGAAAAUAAAACAAUGAUAUGGUUAAUCUGAAGCUUUUGUUCUUAUGCCAAUAAAGGGAAGUACCCCAAUAGAGAGGCUUCUCACACAAAUGUUCUUUUGAUUUCUGUGUGUUUAUCACCUGUAUUAAAGCACCAUUGUGAAAUGA
Camelus dromedarius (Arabian camel) is the source of this 3796-nucleotide messenger RNA. It is a transcript of the gene RRN3, whose product is annotated as RRN3 homolog, RNA polymerase I transcription factor. The record is from RefSeq and is a predicted model, not a curated record. Gene Ontology annotation, molecular function: RNA polymerase I general transcription initiation factor activity; RNA polymerase I core binding. Gene Ontology annotation, cellular component: nucleus. Lineage: Eukaryota; Metazoa; Chordata; Mammalia; Artiodactyla; Camelidae. The coding region runs from base 39 to 1991 and encodes 650 amino acids. The transcript has 18 exons. Gene Ontology annotation, biological process: transcription initiation at RNA polymerase I promoter.